AUGACGGGUUGUUGCGCCUUCGGGUGCAGCAAUAAAUCGGAGAAGGGGUACAAGAUGUAUAGGUUCCCCGCAGAUCCACAAAGACGAAAAAUAUGGGAGAACAAAAUUCACUUCGACGAAUCACAAUUUGAAAAUGGGAGAGCAGAUGGGAAGAAAAAACUGAAGUGGCAGGCGGUACCAACCAUAUUCUGCCAUCGCAGUGUGCUGAAGCCCAGGCGACCUCUGAAACGCCUUCCCUGUACACCAAACGCUGUUAGUGCUACCAAGAAAUCGUGCGUUUCCUUUGACCAUACCUACUGUAUUAACCCAGCAGACAAAACAACAUCAACCUCAAGUUCAGGUGUUUAA
Strongylocentrotus purpuratus (purple sea urchin) is the source of this 348-nucleotide messenger RNA. RefSeq names its product THAP domain-containing protein 2-like. The record is from RefSeq and is a predicted model, not a curated record. NCBI's taxonomy places the organism in Eukaryota, Metazoa, Echinodermata, Echinoidea, Camarodonta, Strongylocentrotidae. Bases 1 to 348 code for a protein of 115 amino acids. Gene Ontology annotation, molecular function: sequence-specific DNA binding. The transcript is spliced from 3 exons.